GCGGUAUCAACGCGUUCUACACUGCGCGCGCCGUCGGCUAACUUGUGCAUCGUGUGCACACUACAUCGGGCAAAUAGCCGUCCGCACAAAAUCCUAACGAUGGCACACAACGGCACACAAAUUGUGCUGGUGUGUGUACACUCUAGCAUAGGACGAUGGCUGACACGUCUUCCGUUUGCCAGACAGACAUGGCCACUCAUUUCUUGAGUGAAGCGUUAGGGUCGGGAGCUACACCGUUGCAGCGACUUUUCACUGCGCACAAUUUACGUAAGACUCUCGUUUUGGCCGCGAUAAGAGACCAUGAGAAACACUUUCUGUUGCUGGUUGCAGUCGGCGUCUACAACGUCCUUGCAUAUACGAAUGAAUAUUUUAUGCCUGCAAAGCCAUGUUCACCGUCACGCGUUGCGGCUCCCCGGCUGCUCAGGAUGCAGCGUGCAACAGGCACGCAGGAAAACGGGAACUGGCUGGACUGCCCUAGCAUGGCGGCCACAUGGGACCGGGAGUCGCCUGGCACGGGGAGACGAAUUCUCCACGCCGUGUUCGGGGGUUUGCUAGCGGUGUUAGCAGGUCGUUGGACCCGGUUUUGUGCCUAGUUUCCUUCAGUUCUUCUCUUUAAAAGGGCAGUCGCCGAUUAGUUUAUGAUGCAUGGCCGCAGGAUUGUCGCUCCCUAGGGCUGCGCGAUUGCAGUUUGCAACCUGUGAAACACCAGUUGACUAGGGCGAGUCUCCGGCGGGCCCCGUUUUUGUGGCUGAGGCCGACAGUGUGUCGAUCGGUUUUGCGCUCUUCGUUGCACGCUUGUGCGGUGGUCCGGUGUGGAAAGUCGUGAGUAUAUGAGACUGGGCGUGUUUCAGGAAAACCUGUUUACCGUUUUUCUCCUACUUAUCGAUCGCUAACCUUUCACCAUGGCAGCCAACCCCAGUACCGUUGAGGAGGCGGCAAUAACGGAUAAAUCUCCGUUAGUUGCAAAGGAAGAAACUAAACAGAAACCUGAAAGCUCACCCGCGCAUGAAUCUGACCCUUUGAUUAAGCAGAAAGAAGAAGUUGCACCUAUGGUGAAGCAAAGUGAAGAAUCUCAACCGAUGGUGAAGCAAAACGAAGAAUCUCAACCUAUGGUGAAGCAAAGCGACGAAUCUCAACCUAUGGUGAAGCAAAGUGAGGAAUCGGAACCUGCGGUAAGCCAGAAUGGAGGACCUGAACCAAUGACCCAGAAGAAUGAAGAAUCUGAACCUGUGGUCAAGCAGAACGAAGAACCUGAACCUGCGGUCGGCCAGAAUGGAGAAUCUGAACAACUGGGCAAGGAUAUUGAAAAAGCGGAAUCUAUGGUUAAGGAGAAAGAAGAAUCGGAACCUAUGGUCAAGGAAAAUGAAGAACCGCAACCUACGGCCGCCGCCGACAAACCUGCUGUGAAUGCUCAGCUGCUGGUGGACCGCGGGAUCGCCGAAGAGAGGGCCCGACAAGCUAUGAAAGACGCACGAAGCAGAAUCAAGAAACUCUCACUCAUGGUCAGCACUGUUAUGAUACAGUUUAUUUUUCUGGGUGUUGUGGUGUUUUUCUGCUUUGCGCCGAUGUUCAGCUGCCUGAGCAUGACUUUUAUCGGGCUGGGUUUAAUCAGUGGCACAUUCGGUCUGCUGUGUGUGUGCUGCAAAAGCCGAAUCGGAACAAUUUUUUACUUGCUCCUUGGCAUUGUCUGCCUCCUCUUCCUCCUCGUUUGCUGGGCAUUUUACGCGUAUAUGCUCUACAAAGCAACGCUGACGGCGAUUGCAGCUGGACAGGACAAAGUCAAUGCUUGGGUGGAGGACACGACUGGUGGUCUGAUCCCCCAGGGAAAUGGGGGUAUAUUUGACAUUGGCAAGCAUUUGGAUAACUUGCCUCUUCCUGGUGACAUAGAAAGCCUCAAGGACCAGUUGGGAAAGUUUACCAAAAGCGAAGAAAACAGUGGCUCGCUGAUUGGCGCCAAAAGCAAAGAAAACGGUGGCUCGCUGAUUGGCGGCAUGGCAACUGCAGCUUUGCUGAAGGAAUGCAAGAAGGGUAUAGAGGAGGAGGGGUCGGAUUACAUGGAUGACGUCCAGUCUGUUUUCUUCGCAUUGGCAUCCUACGGCCAAAUGUGCAACUACUCACACCACAAAAUGUUGAGUUUCAGAAAGUGGGAGUAUAAUUGCAAGGACGUCUGCGCCUUCAAUUUGUUGGCUGUCGGGCAUAAGCUGAAACCGAGUGAUCCCGCAGAUGUGCAGGUCAUUACAGAAUGGCGACAGAAGGUUUCUGGUUUACCUUCACAUCAGCAGGUUGCAUGUUACGCUGAUUCUAUCAGUACUGCAUGUGCAGUAGAAAACACGUCCUACGUGUACGUUAUUCUUGGAUUGAUACUUCUGUUCUUGUUAUGUGGAUGCUGCAGCUGUUUAUGCUGCCUUCCUCGCACUCUGAAACAUACGACAGGGUAUGUGAGGGCUCUCAACAGGCACCAUGCUGCUGUCAAGGACAUCAAAGCAGCACAGGCGUGUGAAGAAGCUAAUGGUCCGUAGUUGCCCUUUUUGCGAAGCGUUUUCGCUUGUUAGUGAUCUCCCGUAAUUUCGUCCGUCGCUCAUCGACAUUGCAGCCCCUUGCCACCUGGGGGGUCAAAGCCAUCCACCGGCUCUUCGCGUUACGCUCUCAGAGCGGUUUCGCUGGUUCACAUGGUGAAAAGGACAGUCUGUUGCCGUUCCCCUCUCUGUCGAUCGUUUUUGCGUACCGACUUUUAUUGAGAUUGUCAAAUCGGUGCGGUGCACUGGUGUCCUCAGAUGAGCACCUGCACGACAGGAAGAAAAAACUACAUGUUGUACUCUGCUGUUUGCUGAGUGACGCCCAGGACAACCAUGAUAGGCAGAAAUUGGUAUUCCUUAAGCGAACAAGAAGGCAAAGCAACGGCGUACACGGAACAGGUGGACUCUCUUUACUCCGUAGUCAAGGAAGCAGUUUCAGCAACAGCGACGGCGUCCAAAAAAGGCGACGUGUAUGAGAAAUGCAGGGUGCCAGAACUGUUUGCUCUGAUGAGCUGUCAGCGUGUGCUGCCUCCAUGUCCAGUGGUUGUUCCUGUACGUUCCUUGCUGGGAAAACACCGGCGGGUAAUUUACCGCGGCAGAGACAUAACUGUCACAGUUAACGAAUCUAAAUUGCUCCAUGAUUGAUUCAGCUUUGCGACUGCAUGCCGUAAUAAACAGUCGGAACAGACUCGGUGCCACACUCGC
This is a messenger RNA of Toxoplasma gondii ME49, 3221 nucleotides long. RefSeq lists its product as hypothetical. The transcript has a single exon. Lineage: Eukaryota; Apicomplexa; Conoidasida; Eucoccidiorida; Sarcocystidae. The record is from RefSeq and is a predicted model, not a curated record. The coding region runs from base 903 to 2519 and encodes 538 amino acids.